This is a messenger RNA of Anopheles coustani, 17847 nucleotides long. It is a transcript of the gene shot, whose product is annotated as dystonin. Lineage: Eukaryota; Metazoa; Arthropoda; Insecta; Diptera; Culicidae. The record is from RefSeq and is a predicted model, not a curated record. Gene Ontology annotation, cellular component: intermediate filament; cytoplasm; membrane. Gene Ontology annotation, molecular function: calcium ion binding; structural molecule activity; microtubule binding. Bases 1 to 15300 code for a protein of 5099 amino acids. Gene Ontology annotation, biological process: intermediate filament cytoskeleton organization; wound healing. The transcript is spliced from 26 exons.
AUGUCGACACAGUCGUACUACAAGGACCGUCUCGGGUUCGAUCCCCGGGAGGCACUGUACGACAACAACAAUGGCGAGGUCCAGGGCGGCUACGAGGACGCGCUGACGCAGUUCAAAGAUGAACGAGAUGCCAUACAGAAGAAAACUUUCACAAAAUGGGUCAACAAACAUCUGAAAAAGGCCUCCCGACGAGUUGAUGACCUAUUUGAGGAUCUGCGCGAUGGACACAAUCUUCUUUCUCUCUUGGAAGUAUUAUCUGGCGAACAUCUUCCAAGGGAGAAAGGAAAAAUGCGCUUUCACAUGCUACAGAACGCCCAGAUGGCGCUGGACUUUCUGCGGUACAAAAAAAUCAAAUUAGUCAACAUUCGGGCGGAGGAUAUCGUCGACGGAAAUCCAAAACUAACGCUCGGCCUGAUAUGGACCAUCAUUCUGCACUUCCAGAUUUCCGACAUUGUCGUUGGGCAAGAGGACAAUCUGACAGCCCGCGAGGCGCUGCUUCGCUGGGCCCGCCGCUCGACGGCCAAAUACCCGGGCGUCCGGGUGAACGACUUCACCGGCUCGUGGCGGGACGGUUUGGCGUUCUCGGCGCUCAUCCACCGGAAUCGGCCCGAUCUGAUCGACUGGCGAGAAUCACGAUCGCGCCGACCGCGGGAGCGGCUCGAGAUGGCCUUCCACGUGGUGGAGAAGGAGUACGGCGUAACGCGGUUGCUCGAUCCGGAAGAUGUCGACACAAACGAGCCAGAUGAGAAAUCGAUGAUCACCUAUCUGAGCUCGCUGUACGACGUGUUCCCGGAGCCACCGCAGAUGCACCCGCUGUUUGACAUGGACUCGCAGAGGCGCGUGCAGGAGUACCGUGAGCAGGCCCAGCAGCUGCUCUACUGGUGUCGCGAGAAGACUUCGCUGCUGCAGGAGCGUGCCUUCCCAACCACGCUGAUCGAGCUGAAGCGACUGCUGUCCGAUCUGAACCGGUUCCGCACCGAGGAGGUUCCUCCGCGGCAGCGCGAUAAGCAGCACCUCUUCGCAAUCUACAAGGAGCUGGAGAAGUACUUCGAGUCGAUCGGCGAAGUAGACGUCGAAACGGAGCUUCGUCCGGAGGCGCUCGAAAAGGCCUGGCAUCGCCUGAUGUCGGCGCUGGCUGACCGUGAUCUUAUCCUGCAGCAGGAGGUGCAGCGGCUCGAGCGGCUCCAAAAGCUCGCCGAGAAGGUGCAACGGGAGUACAAGCACACCGAGACGGUGAUCACGAAGAUCGAAACGCGAAUCUCAGAGGAAAGUCGGCGCAUCGAGCGGCUACAUCCGGUGGAAGCGAAGAAUAUCGUUGAAGGGCUCGAUGGCGACAUCCGGCUGCUCGAACAACCGCUGCAGGAGAUGAACGACGACUGCCACAACCUGAAGGACGGUCGCUAUCCGCAGGCUAACGAGCUGCACAAGAAGGUUACAAAGUUACACCAGCGUUGGUCACAGCUGCGGACAACAUUCCAUACUAGCCUAGUACAAAAACUGUCCGGUCUGAGCUACCCAGUGCAGGAGACGACCAUCACAAAGCAAACGCGCGUCGUCACGGAAACGCGACAAAUCGGCACCAAUCCGUACUUCCGGGACGUCCAGGAGUACACCGAAUGGUGCCAAUCGAAACUGAAACAACUGCACACCUCCGACUACGGUUCCGACCUGCCGUCCGCUAAAGUGGAGCUGGAGCGCCACCAGCAUGAGCACAAAGUGAUCGAUCAGUUCCACUCUAAAAUUGCCCAGUGCGAGCGGCACGUCGCUAACUUUACCGGCGAGGAGCAGCAGCUGUAUCGCCAGCGGUUGAGCCAGCUGCAAAAGGUGUACGCCGAGCUACUUAGCACCUCGACCAAACGGCUGUCGGACCUGGAUGCGCUCGUUGACUUCCUGGCCACGGCGACGGCCGAGCUGAGCUGGUUGAACGAUCGCGAACAGAUCGAAGUGAGCCGUGAUUGGGCGGAUAAGAACCUCGACCUGUCGGCGGUGCAUCGGUACUAUGAGAAUCUCAUGUCCGAGCUGGAAAAGCGAGAAAUGCACUUCGCAACCAUCCUGGAUCGUGGUGAAGCCCUGCUGGUGCAAUCUCAUCCGGCAUCGAAGUGUAUCGAGGGUCACUUGCAGGCGCUCCAGUCUCAGUGGUCCUGGUUGCUGCAGCUAACGCUUUGCCUGGAGGUGCACCUGAAGCACGCCACCGACUACCAUUCGUUCUUCGACGAGGUGCGAGAGGCCGAGAACUGGCUGACGAAGCGGGACGAGAUCCUGAACAGCAAGUACUCGCAGUCGGAGUUCACGCUUGACCAGGGCGAGGCACUGCUUCGUGGCAUGCAGGAUAUUCGGGAGGAGCUGAACGCGUUCGGUGAAACGAUUGCGCAGCUCCAGCACCAGGCAACCGCCAUCGUUCCGCUCAAGCAGCGCAAGCAGCCGGUGAAUCGCCAGUGUACGGUGCAGUCGAUCUGUUCCUACAAGCAGGGUAACAUUUCGCUGGACAAAAACGAAACCUGCACCCUGCUCGACACGUCUGGGCGCGUCAAGUGGCGCGUGAAGACAUCGAAGGGCGUCGAGGGGUCCGUGCACGGCGUUUGCCUGCUCCUGCCACCACCCGAUCAGGAAGCGAUCGAAGCUGCCGAACGGCUGAAGCGAUUGUUCGAUCGCUCGGUUGCGCUCUGGCAGAAGAAACAGCUUCGCCUGCGACAGAACAUGAUCUUCGCCACGAUCAAGGUGGUGAAGGGCUGGGACUUUGAGCAGUUCCUGGCGAUGGGAGCGGAACAGCGCACGGCGAUACGGCGCGCGCUAAACGACGAUGCCGACAAGCUGCUCGCUGAGGGCGACCCGGCGGAUCCACAGUUGCGUCGUCUGCGUCGCGAGAUGGAUGAAGUGAACCGACUGUUCGAUGAAUUCGAGAAACGUGCCAGAGCAGAAGAGGAGAGUAAACAGGCGAGCCGCAUCUUUACCGAGCAAUGCAUUUCAUUGAAGACGCGCUUGGAGGAGAUGGCUCGCGAACUGGACCAUAUCAUCCUGUCGCCGAUGCCACGCGAUCUGGACUCGCUCGAGCACACGGUACAGAUACUGGAAGAUUACAAGCGCCGACUCGGUGGUCUUGAGCCGGAUCUGAAGCACCUACAGGAAACAUUCCGUACGAUCACGCUGAAAACGCCCGCGCUCAAGAAGAGCCUUGACAACCUGAUGGACCUGUGGAAGGAAUUGAACACGCAGGCCGUCUUGCACGGUGAUCGACUGAAGCUGCUCGAGGGUGCCCUGGCCGGACUGGAGGACAACGAGCAGGUCAUCUCCGAUUUGGAGGGUAAACUGUCCCGCCAGCUGGAGCUCCCGUCGACACAGGACGGUCUAUACGAGGUGUAUAAACGGCUGACAACGAUCCAGGAGGCGAUCUCCAGCCAGCAGCCCGAGAUGGACAAGAUGAACGACUCGGCUGAUCAGCUCGGUCGUAUGGGUGUUCCGACGAAGGUGCUCGGAGAUUUGAAGCGCUUGCAUUCCAACGUAGAGCGUUUGAAUUUGCGCUGGAACAACAUCUGCGGACAGCUCGCUGAAAGAAUGCGCAGCGUUGAAACGGCAAUCGGAUUGAUGAAAAACUUGCAAACCAGCAUUGUCGUCGAGGAGACUUGGGUGGAAAAGCAGACGGAAAAGCUGCAGUCUCUUCCGACGGCAACAUCCGCGCGGGAGCUCGAUCAAGCAGUGAUCGAGAAGUUCGCUCUCUGUGAGGACCACCUAGCCAAGCUCCUGGAAUGGAUAACUCGCGUCGAGCAAGACAUCGCCGCCGUCGGUGGACCCAAGGAACGGGUCGACGAUCUGCGCAAUCAGAUCAACUCGCUGAAGCAAAUCAAGGAAGACAUCGAUGCACAGAGCCGGCCGGUUGCUUCAUGCUUGGAUCAAGUGCGCCAGUUGGUGCUGACCGGUGGAGAUGUGCUAAGCGCACCUGAAGUGUCCGCAUUGGAGACCUCGGGCCGUGAACUGCGUGCUCGCGUCGACAAAGCACAGGACCGCACUGGAAAGUUGCUGCGACGCCUUGGUGCUGCCCGCGACGAGCUGGGUAAACUGCGCACCGAGCUGGACACGUUCUCCGGCUGGCUGCAGACGUCACGCCGUACGCUGGAGGAGAAGGAAAGCACACUGUCCGAUCUGAACAAUCUGCCGUCGCAGUCCGACACGGUGAAGGAAUUCCACAGCGACGUUAUUGCGCACCAGGCCGAUCUGCGCUUCAUCACCAUGUCGGCCCAGAAGUUUGUCGACGAGUGCAAGGACUAUUUGGGUGUGCUGAAUGACUUCCGUACGACGCUGCCGGAUCGUCUGCCUCACAUUGAGCAGAUUUCCAGCUCGGACAGUCCGAUCCGCCAAGAGGUGUCUCUGGUGACGGCACAGUACCGGGAUCUGUUGAACCGGGCCAACGCGCUGUUGGAUCGUCUGGCUGGCCUCGGCAGUCGCCAGCGGGACUAUCAGGAAUCGCUUGAGAAGGUGCGCAGCUGGCUGCGGGAUGUGCAGCCACGUGUUAGUAGCGCGCUGUCCGACCCUAUCGCUGCGGACCCGCAGUCGGUUCAAGACCAGAUGAAUCAGACUCGAGCGCUCCAGAGCGAGUUCCUUUCACAAGGCCGUCUGAUCGACAACGUACAGUAUUCCCUCGAUGGGUUGCUUAAAUCACUUGCCGGCCGGCUCAGCCCGUCGGAGGUGUCCGCGCUGGAGAUUCCGGUGGAAGAGGUGAAGGACAAGUACAGCCAGCUUCUGGAGGCACUGGGAGACCGUGCCAAACUACUCGAUACGGCGCUGGUGCAAUCGCAGGGCGUGCAAGAUGCACUCGAUGGACUCGCCGUGUGGAUCAACCAGUCGGAGGAGAAGUUUAAGCUGCAGAACCGGCCCGCUUCGUUGAUCAAGGACCGGCUAAACGAGCAGGUUCGCGAGCAUCGUGGGUUACUGAACGAUUUGGAAUCGCACCGCACUAGCCUGGAGAGUGUGACGCUGUCCGCACAGGAGCUGAUGGCGACACCAUCGAACACUCGUCUAGCCAAGCGCAUCGAAAGUAACCUGAUCGAUGUGACCGGGCGUUUCGAGAAGCUGCUCGAUAAGGCUCUGAAGCGCGGAGAGUUCCUCGAGGACACGCUGUCUCAGCUGACGAAGUUCCUGAACGAUUCGUCCAACCUUGAGCAGGAACUGACCGCACUGAACGACGCACUGGAGGGCCGUGAACUUGUGUCGCUCCCGGCGGAGGUGUUGGCCCAGCGUAUGGUGGAACUGUCCCGUCUGAAGGGAGAUCUGCGUCCACAGUACGACGCCACCGUUCGUCUGGGUAAGGAGCUCGUGGGCAAACGUGAUGUUACCGACUCUGGUGUGGUACGAGAUUUGGUGAAAACGCUGGAGAACCUCUGGAAGACGAUGGACACGACGUUGGAGGAGAAGCUGAAGCUGUCCAAGCAGAAGGCCGAGCAGCUGCACGCGUACGAAGACCUCAAGGAGCAGGUGUUGGUGUGGCUGUCGAGUAUCGAGACGCGCACCAACAAUCUUGCCCCAGUGGCAGUGGACGUUGAUGCGAUCAAGUACCAGAUCGAGGAGGUGCGUCCCCUGGUGAAGGAGCACCGCGAGUAUGGCGUGACGAUCGAUCGCGUCAACGACUUGGGCGCGCAGUAUGACGCACUGAUUCGGCCAGACAGCCCCACGCGCAAGCGUUCGGUGUACAGCCCGAUCAAGCGCUCGACCGUGAGCCCUAUGCGACGCCUUUCGGGAGACACACGCUCGCCCAGCCCGACUAAGGGCGGUGCCGGCGGCGGUCCAUCGCCGUUGUCGCCCGCGAGUGGAUCGAGCGGAUUCGGUAGCCGGCGCUCGUCCCAGGACGGCUUCCAGCUAACCGAUCUGACUCCGAUCCAGCAGCAGUUGACGGAGAUCAACAAUCGCUACAGCUUGGUCGGCGCCCGGUUGAACGAUCGUCAGAACGAACUCGACUCGGUGCGCGACGAGGUGCGAAAGCACGCGGACAGUCUGAAGACGUUGGCGAGCUUCCUGGACAAGAUUCACCGGCAAGUUCCGCGGGACGUUAUCAGCAACAAGGAGGAGGCGGAUCGCUGCAACAAACAGGCCCGCAAGAUUCUGGAGGAGAUGUACGAACGCCAGAGCCUUCUCGACUCGACCCGCGCCCAGGUGAAGGACCUGCUGAAGCGCAAACCGGACGUACAGGGUGCCGAACGGCUGCGCUCGGAGCUUGACGCCGUGGCGGACCGCUGGAAGAACCUGAACGACCUGUGCAAGGACCGCAUCACGUUCUCCGAGCAGCUGCGCGACUUCUUGGACACGCACGACAACCUGAACGGCUGGCUGGGUGCAAAGGAACGCAUGCUGACGGUGCUGGGUCCGAUUUCGUCCGACCCGCGCAUGGUCCAGAGCCAGGUGCAGCAGGUGCAAGUGCUACGUGAGGAGUUCCGCGGCCAACAGCCGCAGCUGAAUCACCUGCAGGAGGUAGGAAAUGCGGUGUUGGAGCACUUGCGAGAGUCCUCGCCCGAGGGCCAAGCCGUUUCGACGAAGCUUCGUAAUGUGCAGAAGAAGUGGGACGAGCUGGUGGCACGGUUGGAUGAGCGUGCGCAGAGUCUUGGUGCUGCCGCCGACAGCUCGAAGGAGUUCGACGCUGGGCUGAACCGGCUGCGUGAAGCGCUGCAGACGAUCAGCGACAACUUGGACGCGCUGCCGACCGACCGGGACCAUCAGGAGGCGUUGCGAAAGAUUGAAAAUCUCGAGCGACAACUCGAAGGCCAGCGACCACUGUUGGCCGACUCGGAAGCGGCUGCCGAGACGCUCUGCCGUGUGCUUAGCGAUCCGGCAUCGCGAGCUGACGUAAAUGCACGCGUGGCCGCCGUCGGCAAGCAGUAUCAGACGUUGCAGAAAAAGCUCGACCUGCGCAAGGCGGAGACGGACGCGGCACUGCGGGACGGACGUCAGUUUGCCGAGACCUGUGCCAAAACGCUCGGCUGGCUGUCGGGCGAGCUGGGUAAUCUGACCGAUCGGCUGCUCGUGUCGGCCCACCGACCAACGCUCCAGCAUCAGAUCGAUACGCACGAACCUAUCUACCGUGAGGUAAUGGGCCGCGAGCACGAGGUCAUCAUGCUGCUCAACAAGGGCCGCGAGCUGCAGGAGAAACCGGGCCAGACUCCGGACCGGACGGUGCAGCGUGAUUUGGAGAAAAUUUCCCAACAAUGGGAUCGACUUCGUUCGGCGGCCGUCGAUCGUCACUCGCGACUGCAGACGUGCAUGGAGCACUGCAAGAAGCAUGCGGCCGCUUCCGAGGCAUUCCUGGCGUGGCUGCGUGGAGCCGAGGACAAACUGGCCACACUGAAGCCGGGUGUGCUGAAGAAACAGCAGCUCGACCAGCAGCUGCGCGAGCUGCAAACAUUCCGCAGUGACGUGUGGAAACGAUCCGGCGAGUAUGAGACGUGCCGCAGCCUCGGGGAGACUUUCAUCGGUGCGUGCGACGUGGAUAAGGAGGCCAUCAAGGCGGAACUGCAGGACAUGCGCGAUCGCUGGGAGCGCCUGAACAAUGAGUUGCUGGCACGUGCACAAACACUGGAGACCUGUGCCAAGCGAUUGGGAGACUUCAACGAGGAACUGCGCGAUCUCGAUCAUGCGGUUGGACGCUGCGAAGAUCGGCUCGGAGCGCACGAUGCUCUUGGCGGUGCGGCGAAAGAUCCGAAGCUGCUGGAGCGAGUACGAGCUAUCAAGGACGAUGCAGGCGCUUUGCGUAAGCCACUACAAUCGGUGCGCAAGCUAGCGGGAGAGAUCGCAGGGGAGGCUCGCGCCGUUGGAGGCGAUGCGGACCACCUCAAGACGGAGGUGGAUGGCAUUGCGGAUCGCAUCGAAGACUUGCAUGCCCGCCUGGACGACCGUUGCGGUGAGCUUCAGUCGGCGGCCACGGCCGUCGCGCAGUUCAACGAUCAGGUAAAACUUCUCGGAGUGGAUCUCGGUGAGCUGGAGAACCAUCUGGACUCGCUGGCCCCACCGGCACGUGAGAUAAAGCUCGUGAUGAACCAGCUCGACGAGGUGGCCGGAAUACUGGGCAAGAUAGAUCGUGUAGGAGCGCACGUCAGCGAGGUUGAGCGUGCCGGUGAACAGUUGGUCGACUGCGGGUUUGCGCCGGAUACGGCACAGACACGCGAUCAGAUUGGUUCACUCCGCAAGCAACUCGGACGGCUCGAGAAUCGUGCCCGUGACCGCGAUGAUACACUACAGCGUGCGCUGAAGGCGCUGGAGAAAUUCUACGACAUGCACGCUCACGCGCUGGAAGAUCUGAGCGAGGUGAGCGACGAGCUGCGUAAGAUGAAACCGGUCAGCUCGGAGCUAGAACAAAUCCGCAACCAGCAGGAUGAUAUGCGCCGCUUCCGGCAGCGCGUUGUCGAUCCGCUGGCAGGCAAGAUCGACGAGAUCAACCGAGCCGGCCAGGAGCUUAUCCGGUCUGCCCAGGGUGGCGUUCCGACGGCGAUCCUUGAAAAGGAUCUCGAGAAGCUGAACGAGCGUUGGAGCGAGCUGAAGGAGAAGAUGAAUGAACGCGACCGGCGGCUCGAUGUGGGUCUGCUGCAAUCGGGCAAGUUCCAGGAGGCGCUCGACGGGCUCUCGCAGUGGCUGAAGAACACCGAAGAGAUGGUUGCGAACCAGAAACCUCCAUCGGCGGACUAUAUGGUCGUGAAGGCGCAGUUGGCGGAGCAGAAGGUCUUGACACGGCUGUUGUUCGAUAGGCAAGACUCGAUGUCUUCGUUGUUCCAGCUCGGCCAGGAGGUGGCCGCCGGUUGUGAUGCCACCGAGAAGGCCGCCAUCGAGCGCCAGCUGAAGGAACUGAUGCGUCGUUUCGACGACCUGACUGACGCAACGCAGCGCCGCACGCUGGACCUCGAACAGGCGAUGCAUGUGGCGAAGCAGUUCCAGGACCAGCUUGUGCCGCUCACCAAGUGGCUGGAAGGAGCCGAGCGAGCCGUCAAAGCGAUGGAGCUGGUGCCGACGGACGAGGAGAAGAUCCAGGCACGCAUCCGCGAACACGAGCAACUGCACGACGAGAUCCUCUCGAAGAAGCCAGACUUCAGCGAGCUCGCCGACAUUGCCGGGCAGCUGAUGGAGCUGGUGGGCGACGAUGAGGGUGUAACGCUGAGCGAGAAGGUCAAAAACGCCACCGACCGGUACACGGAUCUGGUGGUUGCCAGCGAGAACAUCGGUCACGUGUUGAACGAGUCCCGGCAGGGUCUGCGCCAUCUGGUUCUGACCUACCAGGAUCUCGUGUCGUGGAUGGAGAAGACGGAGAGCCGGCUCGCACGGUUCAAGAUCAUUCCGGUGCACACGGAGAAGCUGCUCGAGCAGAUGGACGCGUUGGUGGUGCUGAACGAGGAGAUCGCCAGCCGCUCACCGAACGUCGAGUCGACGGUGGACGCCGGUUCGGAGCUUAUGAAGCACAUUUCGUCCGACGAGGCACUGCAACUGAAGGACAAACUGGACUCGCUGCAGCGACGGUACGGUGAGCUGACGACGAAGGGUGGCGACCUGCUGAAACACGCCCAAGACGCCCUUCCGUUGGUGCAACAGUUCCACGACAGCCAUCUACGCCUGGUGAACUGGAUGCAAGCGGCCGAAUCGUCCCUGGCAACGGGUGACGCGAACGAAUCCGACAUUGCUCGGCUGGAGGCGGAACUGUCGGAAAUCCGACCCCUUCUCGAGCAGGUGAACUCGAUCGGACCGCAACUGUGCCAGAUCUCGCCGGGAGAGGGUGCCUCGACGAUCGAGGGAAUCGUUACGCGGGACAACCGCCGUUUCGAGGCCAUCGUCGAACAGAUUCAGCGUAAGGCCGAGCGCCUGCACCUGAGCAAGCAACGUUCGAACGAGGUGACGGCCGAUAUCGACGAGCUGUUGGAGUGGUUCCGUGAUAUGGAUGCCACCCUGCGGGACGCUGAUCCACCGGCGAUGACACCGAAGUUGGUGCGCGCCCAGUUGCAAGAGCACCGCUCUAUCAACGACGACAUCUCGAGCCAGAAGGGUCGCGUCCGCGACGUCACUGCAGCCGCGAAGAAGGUUCUGCGCGAAUCGCAGCCAAACGACGGAACGAUGGCGCUGCGCGAGAAGCUUGAGGAUCUGAAGGAAAUGGUCGAGACGGUGGCCGCUCUUUGCUCGAACCGCCUUUCGGUGUUGGAACAGGCACUGCCGCUGUCGGAGCACUUUGCCGACUCGCACACCGGGCUGGUAGGCUGGCUGAGCGACAUGGAGCACCAGAUCUCGAUGCUCUCGAUGCCCGCCCUACGCCCGGAUCAGAUCGCGAUCCAGCAGGACAAGAACGAGCGGCUGACGCAGUCGAUUGCCGAACACAAGCCGCUGCUGGAUAAGCUGAACAAGACCGGCGAGGCACUGAUGGCGCUGGUUGCGGACGACGAUGCGGCCAAGAUUGGCGAGCUGCUCGACUCGGACAAUGCACGGUACGCGGCUCUGCGUACGGAACUUCGCGAACGCCAGAACGCACUCGAUCAGGCGCUGCAGGAGUCGAGUCAGUUCUCGGACAAACUCGAAGGAAUGCUCCGAGCGCUGCAGAACACGGCCGACCAGGCGAACCAGGCCGAUCCGAUCUCGGCACAUCCGCCGAAGAUUCGUGACCAGCUCGACGAAAACGCAGCCCUGGUGCAGGACAUCGACAAACGAGGCGAAGCGUUCGCGGCCGUUCAGCGGGCGGCCAGCGAUGUGAUCGCAAAGGCGACCAACCAAUCCGACCCAGCCGUGAGGGACAUCAAGAAGAAGCUGGACAAACUGAACGCCCUCUGGGGUGACCUGCAGAAGACGACAUCAAAGCGCGGCACUGCGCUGAACGAUACGCUGUCCGUGGCCGAUCGGUUCUGGCGUGAGAUGCAGGCCGUGAUGGACACGCUGCGUGAGCUACAGGAGGCGCUCCAGACGCAGGAACCACCGGCGGCACAGCCGCAAGCCAUCCAGAAGCAGCAGGUCGCGCUGCAGGAGAUCCGCCAGGAGAUCGACCAGACGAAACCGGAGGUGGAGCAGGUACGACGCACUGGCAGCAACCUGAUGUCGCUCUGCGGCGAACCGGACAAGCCGGAGGUGAAGAAACACAUCGAGGAUCUGGACCACGCGUGGGACAACAUUACGGCCCUGUACGCCAAGCGCGAGGAGAAUCUGAUCGACGCGAUGGAGAAGGCGAUGGAGUUCCACGAGACGCUGCAGAACCUGCUCAGCUUCCUGGCGCGUGCCGAGGAGCGCUUCCAGAAGCUUGGACCGCUCGGCUCGGACAUCGAGGCAGUGAAGAAGCAGAUCGAGCAGCUGAAGCACUUCAAGGACGAUGUCGAUCCGCACAUGGUGGAGGUGGAGGCGUUGAACCGACAAGCGGUCGAGUUGACGGAACGUACCUCCGCCGAGCAGGCUAGUGCCAUCCGGGAGCCACUGAAUGCAGUCAACCGUCGCUGGGAGAACCUGUUGCGCGGAAUGGUCGAGCGUCAGAAGCAGCUGGAGCAUGCGCUGCUGCACCUCGGCCAAUUCCAGCACGCUCUCAACGAGCUGCUCGUAUGGAUCAACAAGACCGACGCUAACCUGGACGAGCUGAAGCCGAUACCGGGCGAUCCGCAGCUGCUCGAGGUUGAGCUAGCCAAGCUGAAGGUGUUGGCGAACGACAUCCAUGCCCACCAGAGCUCGGUGGAUACACUGAACGAUGCCGGGCGGAAGCUGAUCGAAAACGAUCGUGGUUCGCUGGAAGCGUCGACGACACAGGACAAGCUGCAGCAGCUGAACAAGCAGUGGCGCGAUCUGCUCCAGAAGGCUGCAGACCGGCAGCACGAGCUGGAGGAGUCGCUCCGGGAGGCGCAGGCGUUUACGGCGGAAAUUCAGGACCUGCUGGGUUGGCUGGGUGACGUCGAUGCGGUGAUUGGUGCGAGCAAACCGGUUGGCGGUCUGCCCGAGACGGCAUCGGAGCAGCUGGAGCGCUUCAUGGAGGUGUACAGCGAGCUCGAGGAGAACCGUGCGAAGGUGGAAACGUUGAUCGCGCAAGGUCAGGAGUACGUGCGCAAGCAGACGCAACUGCAAGUGUCGGCUAGCAAUCUGCAGCACACCCUACGCACGCUGAAGCAGCGUUGGGAUGCUGUCGUAUCGCGAGCGUCCGAUAAGAAGAUCAAGCUGGAGAUUGCGCUGAAGGAAGCUACCGAGUUCCACGAUGCACUGCAAGCAUUCGUCGAGUGGCUGACGCAAGCGGAGAAGCAACUUUCGAGUGCACCGGCCGUCUCGCGCGUACUGGAAACGAUCCAGCAGCAGAUGGAAGAACACAAGGUGCUGCAGAAGGACGUUUCGAUCCACCGCGAAUCGAUGCUGCUGCUAGACAAGAAGGGCACACAUCUGAAAUACUUCAGCCAGAAGCAGGAUGUUAUUCUGAUCAAGAAUCUGCUCGUAUCGGUGCAGCAUCGCUGGGAACGGGUGGUGGCGAAGGCAGCAGAACGCACCCGAGCUCUCGACCACGGUUACAAGGAGGCCCGUGAGUUCCACGAUGCCUGGGCUCAGCUGACCACGUGGCUGAAGGACACGGAGAAGACUCUCGAUACGCUGGCGGAAGAGACGAGCAACGAUGCGGUGAAGAUUAAGAAGCAUCUUGAGAAGCUGCGCGAAAUCCAACGGAACCUGCAAUCGAAGGAGAGCCUGUACGACAGCACGAUGCGUAGCGGCAAGGGUCUGAUGGACCGUGCGCCUAAGUCCGACGAGCCGGUGCUAGUGAAGAUGCUGGGCGAGCUGAAGGACGCCUGGAAGCGCGUUUGCCACAAGAGUGUCGAGCGGCAGCGCAAGUUCGAGGAAGCGCUACUUCUUUCAGGUCAGUUUGCCGACGCACUGCAGGCUUUGCUCGACUGGUUGCGCAAAACCAAGGCACGGCUGGCCGAAGACGGGCCCGUGCACGGCGAUCUGGAUACGGUAACGACGCUCGUCGAGCAUCACCGGCAGCUGGAGUCCGACCUGGACAAGCGAUCGGCGCAAAUGCAAAGCGUAAUGAAGACCGGACUCGAGCUAGAGCGCUCGGAUGAGACGCGUGAGACGAGCAAGCAUUUGAAGGAAAUGCAGCGGCUCUGGGACGACGUGCAGGAGCUUAGCAACCGGCGCAAGAGUCGACUUGAUGUGGCGCUGAAGGAAGCGGAACGCCUGCACAAGUCCGUCCAUAUGCUGCUCGAGUGGCUGUCGGAGGCAGAGCAGAAGCUACGCUUUGCCGCUGCCGCCCCGGAUGACGAGUCGCAAGCCAAGGACCUGCUGGACGUGCACGCUAAGUUCAUGAAGGAACUGCGCGAGAAGGAGUACGACAAGGAAGACACGAUCGGCCUGGCCAACAGCAUCCUUGGCAAGGCGCACCCGGAUGCCAUUCCCAUCAUCAAGAACUGGAUAUCCAUCAUUCAGUCGCGCUGGGACGAAAUCUCGCAGUGGGCCAUCAGCCGGCAAACGAAGCUUGAACAGCAUCUGAAGGAUCUGCAGGAUCUGGACGAGUCGAUCGAGGAACUGCUGGCAUGGUUGGCUGGACUGGAGGCAACUUUGCUGAAUCUUGAAACGGAACCACUUCCCGACGAGAUUCCGCCGCUCGAGGUUCUGAUUGCGGACCACAAAGAGUUCAUGGAGAACACGGCGCGCCGCCAGGGCGAGGUAGAUCGUGCCUGCAAGCCACGACAGCCUCCGCCAGGUUUGAAAGAAACACGCAAACCAUCCCGUGGUGUACUGAAGACACCUGUCUUCAAGGGAUCGCGUGAUCAAGGUCUCAAUUCACGUCGUACAAGCCGCGUGAGUCCUGGACGCGAAACGCAAACGCCGGAGCGGGAUCGAUUGCCACAUUACGGUCCACGGUUUUCGCCAAGCAAUCAAGCGGAUACGGAACUCCGGUCGCCACGUGCCAAGCUGCUGUGGGAGAAGUGGCGGUACGUGUGGAUGCUGGCGUGGGAACGACAGCGCCGCCUGCACGACCACUUGCUCUACCUGCAGGACGUGGAGCGCGUCCGCCAGUUCAGCUGGGAGGAGUGGCGCAAGCGCUUCCUGAAGUUCAUGAACCACAAGAAGUCGCGCCUCACAGAUCUGUUCCGCAAGAUGGACAAGGACAACAAUGGCCUGAUACCACGGGAGGUGUUCAUCGAUGGCAUCAUCGGAACAAAGUUCGACACAUCCAAGCUAGAAAUGGGCGCAGUGGCCGAUCUGUUUGAUCGCAACGGCGAAGGCCUGAUCGAUUGGCAGGAGUUCAUUGCGGCCCUGCGACCGGACUGGCAGGACCGUAAGCCCAAGACCGAAGCGGACAAGAUCCACGACGAGGUGAAACGGCUGGUCAUGCUGUGCACCUGUCGUCAGAAGUUCCGCGUGUUCCAGGUUGGCGAAGGCAAAUAUCGGUUCGGUGACUCCCAGAAGCUCCGCCUGGUGCGUAUCUUGAGAAGCACAGUCAUGGUACGUGUCGGAGGUGGCUGGGUAGCGCUCGACGAGUUCCUGGUCAAGAACGAUCCUUGCCGAGCCAAGGGACGCACAAACAUCGAACUACGUGAGCAGUUCAUACUAGCCGACGGUGUGUCGCAGUCGAUGGCCGCCUUUAAGCCGCGUAUGUCUGGCUCGGCCGGUUCCGGAUCGAAUCAAACCAGCUCGCCGAUACCAACACAAGGUCCUAUUGUGAAGGUACGCGAACGUUCGGCAAAAUCGAUCUCGAUGUCGCGUCCUUCACGCUCAUCGCUGUCCGCCUCGACGCCCGAUUCGCUAAGCGACAACGAGAGCGGCCUCGGAACGCCAGGACGCUUCCAGACGCCGAACCGUAAAACAUCAGUGCCAGUUAGAUCUCAAAUGACACCGGGUGGCUCGAGGGCGAACUCUCGGCCCAGCUCCCGGCCGGCCAGUCGCGCCGGCUCGAAGCCCCCAUCCCGCCACGGGUCCACGCUGUCGCUGGACAGCACGGACGACGCGACCCCGUCGCGCAUUCCGACCCGCCGUCUCACACAAACGUCGACCCCGCGGCCGUCCCGACUGUCGGUUGGAUCCGUCUCGGGUCGCACCGGCAACACCACCACCACCACCACGAACGGGGUCUCAUCGAGGACGGCUUCCGGGGCCGCAUCGCCCGCUCCCACGAGGAACGGUGGCAUGAGUCGAUCAUCCAGCAUACCAACACUAAUCGGACUACCAAACAGCAGAAAAACGAGCGGAGCAUCGACGCCUUCCGGCAUGCAGACGCCCCGCCGAACGUCGGUAGAACCUGGCACGCCCGGCAGCACGACGACCGUGCCACGGCCGGAAAGCCGCAACUCACGCGGGGCAACCCCGAGCGAGAAGCGGGCACCGUUUCGGUUGUAAGAAAACCCCCACCCCUUUCCCCCGUCAACCAGUGCCACACAGGAUUAAACACAAGGGGAAGGUGCAGCACAACUAAAAGGCGGUCGGGUGUGUGCAAAAGUAUUAGGAAGUGAGCCCCAAUAACGCCAAUGAGAAGAAGAGCAUCCGCAUCGCAACGUGUACGUUCGUGGCCGGUGGAGACAAAUAACACCACCUCCCCCCGGUACACCCAGAGCCAUCGCUAUAAUCAUCCUGAUCGAAAACGAAAGUAGAGCAUUAAGACACGAACGAACCAAUUCCAAGCGAGGCCAAACAACAAUCGCCAAACAAAAGUGUGCGAACGUUCUUCUCAAGGCACAGAAUUUUUAUGCAAUCGAUCUACAGUCAUAGGAACAAAUGAAAGUCUACGAUCGGACGUAGAGGAUACGAGCAGCAAGAAGUGAAAAGUUAAAUGAAAGCAACAAAUAAGAGGGCUACUUGCAGGGUGAUAGAAUUCUUGGUUUUCUAUCAAAUUAUUUUUGAUUCUUUAACAGUUUUGAAACCAAGCGCCUUCGCAUUACAAAAAAAAACCAUAGACCACAGAAGGUUGAACCAGUGUAGGAACUAAAGUCAACAGUGCAUUGUGGGGGGAAAUGCCAGAAAAUUGUUAACAGGAAGUUCUAAACUAGGUGUUGCCAGUUAUGCCAGAGCUUUUCUUUGCUGAAAACGUUAAAGUAAAGUAGUUGUGAAAUAUAACUAGAAUUCGUAUGCUUGGAAGCAAAAACAUACAUCUGCCCGGAAGAUCAUAGUAUUGCGUCGUUUGUGUGCGGGGUUUGAAGGUAAAAAUCGCCAGUUUUACCUUCACCGAAGCUAGGACGACGCCCAAGGAGAAUAGCAACAACGAUCCAUCCGGCACAAAACCCAAGCAUCAUUCCGUUUAUUUCACGAAGCAAAAUUAUGCCUCCGACCGUUGGUUUGGCAUUCUUCUGUUUUGUUGUUUUUUGUUCUUGUUCAUCGAUUUUAUCGAUGCUUUUCGUUUCAUAUUUUUAUGUUCUUCACUCUUUAGCUAUCAUAUGAAAAAAAGGAAACAAAUCAAUUAUUUAUUGUCACAUUAAUAUUUUUUCGUUCUAUUCCAAUCCUUGAUCCGAUAGGACUCGGUAGAAACUAAACUAAAACACCAAAUCGCAAACAGGUUCUUGAAAAAGAAAAUCGCGUCGCGCAACGAGACGGAAAAGAUCGCCAGCUUUUCCACCGUUUGUGGUCGAGUUUCUUUUUCAACGGUUUCCAAGCGAUAGUUACAUCGGACGACAUUUACCUAGAUAGGGAAGAAAUGAAGGAAACAUUAUCGAUCAGGGAGGGAAGGAGAUAGCCUUUCGUGUGAGGUUCCGUUGCUUUAUCUGAAAGUCUAGAUAGAAAAGAAAAUGCGCGCGGGAUUGAGAAAAUCGCCAGUUUUUCGAUUCCGCGCCGAAUGUUAACGAAAGGUUACCCCCGAGCUUCAACUAGAAUCUCCUAACCUCUUCUUUUACCGUGCUUGUUAACUACUCGGUACGAUGGAAGAAUAUUUAUUACCGAACAGAACAGAGUAAAUAUUCGAAAAUGAAUGCAUUGGUUCUGCUAGGGGUUUUCUUGUCUCAAGGGAAAACCCAAGAUGCAGCGGACUGCCGUGAGCCAAACGAUGAAUGAACGACAGCUGGGCCACCGAGAGCCAUUAUGAUGGAAACGUUUUGAGAAGGACAGAGUAUUGAUUUGUUUAUUGUUUUAUUUUCUUUACGUCUUAACAUUCAUGCGUCUUUAUUUGUUUUUUUUUUACAAAAAAUCGUUGUUAUAUACAAUUUUCGCAAUCGAUGCGUCCCGCGAGGCGAACGGAAUGCCGCUGAAUGGGCACGGAUGUGGAAAGCAUCUGUCCCCGCAUACCCGGCGGCUUCCUUCGGUGUCGAUUUCAACAAACAAAAAAGUCAUUUAGUCCUUAAGCGCAGGGUAGGGAAGGAGCGACGGCGAAGCAAGGAAAGCAAGCGAGCAGGAAUUAAUCAUUAAACACUAAUAAAAGUAAUUACGCGCGCCGUGUUCGAUAAAAUAUAGUAACAAACGUAGUGAUAUAAGCGAGGGCGAUCCGGACGGCGACGGACGAUCGAAAAACGACGACUAACUUCACAAAGCUAAUGAUUUUCUUUUCCAAUCGCGCCGAUUGUUCAUUAUCUUUUUUUUAUAUAAUUGGCUUUCCCUGCGUUGGUGGCAAAGUGUAACGUCGAGCCCGACUAUAAUUCCAUUUACAAUUGCUGCGCAACCGUAAGGUUUCCUUUCCCCCCGCAAAAUUAGCUCCCCCUUUGUAAUUAUAUACAUACACUUAACUUUAAACCCUAGUACAUAAUCUCGUAGCGCGCUCUGUUGUUCAGUAGAUUAAUAGAUUUUUUUUAGAAAAAACAAGAAGAAAAAAACAAAAAAAUACACCCACACCCAAUUGCUCUCCAUUCGGAGGAAAUAAACGAUUAACUCUAGCUUAUUUGUAACUGUAACAAACGAAAUUGACAGAAAUAAAGAAAAGAAUUAAUCUAACCACCGCUGUUUUACUAUUCAGAAUGCAGUGAAGAA